Messenger RNA from Trematosphaeria pertusa, 430 nucleotides. RefSeq lists its product as uncharacterized. The coding region runs from base 150 to 332 and encodes 60 amino acids. NCBI's taxonomy places the organism in Eukaryota, Fungi, Ascomycota, Dothideomycetes, Pleosporales, Trematosphaeriaceae. The transcript has a single exon. The record is from RefSeq and is a predicted model, not a curated record.
GAGCUUUUCAUUGGUUUUCCUUGCUUCUGCCUUAUUUCUUAUUUCUUUAUCUUUGAACCGACCUGUCCGUUCUAUCUGCACUGUCAACACUUCAAUUACGCCUGAGAGUCAAACAGACCUUAAACGCAUGCAAAGUACCUACAUCUAUUAUGCCAGCCAACCCUACCGCAAACGAUCCGCUUAAACCUGCCCCUCCGCCGAAUAAUGCCCAACAGGGCUGCCAAGCCACACCUCUUCUUGGCACAUCGGAUAGCCGGCAGCCCGCGAACCUCACACAAACCGAUCAUGCCACACCCCCUGCUAACUCUCAGUCUCUCGUCAGUAGUCUCUAGUUCAUCUCAGAGCAAGAGACAGAAAAGAGACAAGACUCACAUGCAGUACUUCACAGUCAGGAGACAUCUUCAGAGCACCGUAAAGCCACAAAGAGCAG